CUCUGGAUUCCGUUUUCACAUACACACACACUCCCUCUCUCUCCCCCUCUCUCCUUCUCUCUCCUUCCCUUUUCCUUCUCCCACUCUCUCCUUUCUCUCUCCCUCCUCUCUUCCCUCCUCUCCCCAUUCCCACAUCUCCCCAUUCCCUCCUCUCCCUCUUUCAAACCCCCAGUCCUCAAGACGUUCUCGCCACACUCCUCAACAACCUGAAGGUACAGGAGCGGCAGAACCGAGUCUGCACGACGGUUGCCAUAGCAAUAGUUGCCGAGACGUGCUCCCCGUUCACCGUGAUCCCGGCCCUCAUGAACGAGUACAGAGUUCCGGAGCUGAACGUGCAGAACGGAGUCCUCAAGAGCUUCUCGUUUCUGUUUGAGUACAUCGGGGAGAUGGGGAAGGACUACAUUUACGCCGUCACGCCACUUCUUGAAGACGCUUUGAUGGACAGGGACCUGGUACACAGACAGACAGCCUGCUGGGCGGUGAAGCACAUGGCUUUGGGAGUGUAUGGCUUCGGUUGCGAGGACUCCCUAACGCACCUCAUGAAUUACGUGUGGCCAAACGCGUUUGAAAUAUCUCCGCACAUGGUCCAGAGUUUCAACGACGCGGUCGAUGGGUUCAGAGUUGCCGUGGGUCCAGGGAAGGUCCUACAAUACACACUGCAGGGUCUUUUCCAUCCGGCGAGGAAAGUACGCGAGGUCUACUGGAAGAUAUACAACAUGCUCUACAUUGGAUCGCAGGUGAGGAAGGGGUUAAACUUAGAGUGGGAGGAAAGGGUUAAAUGAAAGAGUGGGAGAAAAGGGUUAAAGAGUAGGAGAGGGGAGAAGCAUGGGGCAUUACCUACCGAUUUUUUUUAUUACCUCUGGGUUGUUUAUAAACAGGGGGAUAAAACAAUGUGGAAUAGAUACCUAAUAAUUGCAAGUAGGAAAUGGUAGGUGAAGGCCUAAUUGGAUUAGAUGGUGACCAUUCCUUAGCUAGAAGGUCGCCUGGAGUUACAGCAGCAGUGUGCCUCACCUUGAAAGGAAGGUGGAAAGACUAGGCCUGGAUUCACAACGUUGACUGAGUGACCGUGGUGUGCUGUGAUCAACUUUAGGCAUACAAGUGUUAAUUAAAACAGCAUAAAAUAGAAGGUCCGUUUCAACAGAACUUUAAUUUUCAGUUACAAUCCCAAGGUUCACUACUCCUGAAUGCUGCCUGGACCCAAGGUGUCUGGAUUAGACUGUAGUACAUUCUGCUAUUCAUAGCCACUGAAGGGUAUUCACAGUUUGCUGGCAGUGGGGGUGAAUGUGUAGGAUGGCAUCUGAAUUUUGUACGUGAGUGCUAUUUUGCCUCGUAUUUCCCUCGCUCUCUCACUUGCCGGCAGGGGAACGGAGCAAAUUCACCCGAUCUGUGACGGUAUUCACGUUUCUGUUUGUUUGAAUCUGAUGCAGUCAAUACGAAUGGUAUAAUAAUUAUACUGCCAGUGCCCAUUGUGCAGUUUGUUUUUUUACAACUGCUGGAUGCUCUGGUGGCUCACUACCUAAGGGUUCCAGAGCCUCAGUUCAUUCGACAUGAGUUGGAUAUUUUUCUCUGAGACUAUUAUAGACGAUGACUGAUGCAGCAGCUCUGAACUUUGCCAUGCUCAAUAAUUUACUAACUCACUCCUAAUUAAUUUCACAUCGUCUCAAUACUUAUUUAUGCGCGCGCGGACUGACUGACUGACGUUGUGACGCAGUGUAAUACUGUACGUGGGUGUUAGUUACACGGGCCUCUCUGCAGAGACGCAUAAAAGGCCUGGCUGAGCCACUCGUGCAAGAGUGUAGAUACAGUCCCUGAGCUGAAGAUUACCGUGGCAACGAUUAUAGCAGCAGCGAGGCCGCAGCAGACCGUUCUUCCCGACUCUCCGAAUCUCGGAUGUCUUGUCCGAUGCACAAUAGCAGCGUCCUGCUAGUGAACCCGCACCACUACCACUCGUCCAGUCCCGCCGUCGGUCGCGGUCUCCGUUCCCCCGUUGAUAUGUCCGGCGCCAAGUUCAACAUGCGCCACUAUUCGCUCGAGUCUCCCUCCCUCACCUCCCCUCCUGCGUACGACAUUCUGCUGCCGGGAGCUGUCGGCGGGGCUGCCGGGUUAGAACACGGCAAGCAUCUGUGCGGCGGUUUUUCCGCGGGGCACCUCGGAGCUAUCUGCUCGCAGAAUAACGUCAUGGGGACGCCGCUGCCCAUCUCUUCGUCCCCGCAGUUCAACCCGCAUCUGGUGAUGGCUCCUACCGCACCGCCGGGCCUCCUGCAUAUCUCCCCGCCUAUGGCUGUACCUACGUCGGCACAUACUUCUGUUCUCUACCACCACCCUGGGUUGCCGACGGCGAUGCACGGGCGACCGGUGGACUACCACAGGGGGCGGGGCAAACAGCGUCGCCACCGUACCAACUUCACUACCCAACAACUUGAAGAAUUGGAGAAGGCCUUCCAAAAGACUAGAUACCCCGAUGUCUUCAUGAGAGAAGAGCUGGCGAUGAAAAUCAACCUGACUGAAGCAAGAGUUCAGGUAUGGUUUCAGAAUCGCCGAGCGAAAUGGAGAAAGGCAGAGAAAGCUGCAGCUGCGAGUGAAGGCGGACAAAGCACCUCGGAAGGAAGUACAGCCACUGCUAACUCUCCUGGAGGUAGUAAUGUGGCCCGUAGUCCGCAGUCGAGUGCCACGGAGGCUGCAACUCCAAGCGAUACCGGCACCCCUACUAAUCUUUCUUCCUCGACCACAUCUCCUUCAGUCUCCUCCCAGGCGCCUCUCUCCUCUAAUCCUCUCCCUCCCAGCCCAGCCAGCCCCUCCAUAAAACCAGAGCACAUGGAGCAGUGGACCCACUCUCCACCCUCCUUUGCUCAGAGCUUUGCGUCUCCGACCAGCCCGGCUUCAGGGAGCAUCGUAUCGCCGCACACUGCGUCCCUUCCUUCUCCCUUCACCUUCCCACCUUCUCACAGAGCACCUCCACAAAACAUCCCCUACUCUACUUCCACUCUCCCCCUGUCUGUGAUGGGUCACCAGUCCAUUCCGUACUCCCUCUCCGGAACGUAUGCGGGACCGGGACAGCAGUCCAUUCCGAGAUAUUCCCCACACAUCUAGUCACCCAAAUUUAACCUUCAAUGAGCCUCUCCAUUUUUAAUCACUGACGGCAAAAAUCUCAACAAUGAACUUUGAAAUUACAGCAAUAAUUUGUCACCGAUCGAACGGACUCCUCAUGUUAUUUAGAUAUUUAUGUUCCGAUACAUUACGUCACCCCAAAAUUACGUGGUCUCUUAUAUGCCACCACAUGCUACUUACCACCACCACCACCAUGGUAUAUACUCAUACAUCCACGCUACUCAAUUGGUGUAUAUACUGCAAUAAUUAUAUAUUAGAACGAAAAUAAUUAUACACACUUAUGCGGUAUUAUGAUGUGUUAUGAGCUGCCAACCUUAUGCAAUAUAGCCGACAAUUAUGUGUGGUAUGCAUACACCUAAAACAGUAAUAUAGAUGGUUGGAAAGUGUUUGGAGAAAAAUCCAGUAUUAUUUCAGAACGGACGAGUUUUGAUCUGGGCGUGG
This is a messenger RNA of Geodia barretti, 3549 nucleotides long. NCBI's taxonomy places the organism in Eukaryota, Metazoa, Porifera, Demospongiae, Tetractinellida, Geodiidae. The record is from the annotation of a GenBank genome assembly.